AAAAAGCUUCAAAAUGCCAUGAAGCUUCUCAAAGUGAAAGCAGUAGUUGGUGGAGUUACGGGUAUUUUGAAUAAAUAUUUUCCUUUCAUUGCUGACUGUUUCUGGCUGCCUCCCACAAAUAUCUUUUUUCUGUCCUUUGAUACUCAAAAGGGAAGUAAGUCCUAUUUUUUUCCUGCCUAAGCAGAUAAAUGCCUCCGGUUCUAUAGCUGUGAGAGCUGGUGUAUUUUUCCAAGUGAUCUGGUGCACUUUCUGUGUGAGGGAAACCUUCCAGUUGUGCAGGAAAAGAUAGAUUGGCCACCAGAGAAAAAGUAACAGUAGAAGAAGAAGGAGAAGCUUUGACUGUGGCACGAUGGGCUAAUAGUCACCCAUAGGCAGGCUCUGUAUUCUUGACGAAAUGAGGUUUCAUCUCUGGCCCAUUUUAAACGCAUUAAACUUUGCCAUAAGUUUUAAGCAUUCACUUGGGCAAAUGAUGUAUGUUUGUUUAUCUAAAGUGCGCUUGACUUCUGUUCUUGACCUUUUAUUUGCUUUCGUAUGUUUACAGGAGAAGAUGAGGAUGACGAUGAGGAAGAGGAAGAAGAAGAUGAAGAGGAGGAGGAGGAAGAAGAGGAGGAAGAGGAAGAAGAAAUUGAUGUGGUAACAGUUGAGAAGCGGCGAUCGUCAUCCAGCAAGCAUGUGACUACCCUUACAGUGACUGUGCGCUCUCACAACGCGAGCUGCGGGUCAUCCAAGAACCACAACGCGUCUCUGAUGAAAAGGUGUGCACCUAUACACCAACAGCACAACUACGCCGCCCCCUCACCCUAUGCAGAAUGCGACGAGAUGCCACCCCUGAAGAAGGUGAAGAGCGAAACAGUGCGCCUCGCCAAGCAGGUGGCGCCCCCUAGGUCCAAAAGCGCGAGCCCCCGUGGAUCCGACUCCGAAGACAACGAACGACGACGCACCCACAACAUCCUGGAGCGCCAGCGACGGAAUGACCUCCGCUCCAGCUUCCUCACCUUACGGGACCAAAUACCAGAACUUGUGAAAAACGACAAGGCGGCAAAGGUCAUCAUUCUGAAAAAGGCCACUGAGUACGUGCAGGCCCUGCAGUCGGAGGAGCAGAAACUGUUGUCGGAAAAAGAGAAACUGAAAGCCAAGCAGCAACUGCUAGUAAAGAGACUGGAGGAAGUGAGGACUCGCUAAAACUAAGGCUGUCCCAACUGGUUGAAUGCCACUUUUGCACAUUUUAGACGUCAAGAAUGUUUCGGAGUUUUUUUUUCUGGUUAUCAAUCCAGCCGCAUUUAAACAUGGAACAAAAAUACUUACGAAGCUUUAGAGGUACCUGUGUCUUGUCAAUGGAGAUCCUUUUUGAGAAGGCUUAUUGAUUGCCUCUUUCAAAACCUAUGUAAAUACCAGUUUAACAACUGCCUUUUUCAUGUGAUGGUCUGGUUAAGAAAAAAGAGCCACAGCCUGUGCUGCCGUUUUUUUGGACUGGAAUUUUAUACAGAAUAAUAACUCAAAGUUUGAGGAGCAUGAACUUUUCCUAUAAAGACUUCUUGUUAAUCUUUGUUAUGUACUGUACUAAUUCUUACACUGCCUGUAUCCUUAGUGUGAUGCUGAUACAUGACUAAAUUUGAUACCUAUAUUUUCGUAUGAAAAUGAGUUGUGAAAGGUUUGAGUAGAUAUUACUUUAUCACUUUUUUGACUAAAAUUUCUUUUGUACAGAAAUUACUAUAUAUGCCUUUACCUAGCCUCUCUCUUGUUUGUGUUGCUGUUGGGUUCAUAGAACUGGGUAAUUGGCUGAGUUAUGUGUUUUUCAUAAUGUACAUAUAGUGCUGCAACUUAUAGCACUUUUGAAAUACCUCACGUUUAUGAAAAUAAAUCCUAUGAAAUUAA
Rhincodon typus (whale shark) is the source of this 1875-nucleotide messenger RNA. RefSeq names its product MYCN proto-oncogene, bHLH transcription factor (gene mycn). Bases 532 to 1182 code for a protein of 216 amino acids. The record is from RefSeq and is a predicted model, not a curated record. Gene Ontology annotation, molecular function: DNA-binding transcription factor activity, RNA polymerase II-specific; RNA polymerase II cis-regulatory region sequence-specific DNA binding; protein dimerization activity. NCBI's taxonomy places the organism in Eukaryota, Metazoa, Chordata, Chondrichthyes, Orectolobiformes, Rhincodontidae. The transcript has a single exon. Gene Ontology annotation, biological process: regulation of transcription by RNA polymerase II.